Cyprinodon variegatus (sheepshead minnow) is the source of this 1538-nucleotide messenger RNA. RefSeq names its product cytochrome b561-like (gene cyb561). Gene Ontology annotation, molecular function: oxidoreductase activity. The transcript has 3 exons. Lineage: Eukaryota; Metazoa; Chordata; Actinopteri; Cyprinodontiformes; Cyprinodontidae. Bases 131 to 673 code for a protein of 180 amino acids. Gene Ontology annotation, cellular component: lysosomal membrane. The record is from RefSeq and is a predicted model, not a curated record.
GGAAGACGGACCUGAGGCAGGAGACUUCCUCAACCCUGCGCUCCUCAGCAGAUUCUCCGGCGCACUUAGUCUCGUCUCCAAAAGAAAAACUACCUGGUUCCUCUUCAUUCUGCCUUUAAAGACUCAGACUAUGGAGGAUUCAAGCCCUCGCCGUGGUGGCUCUGUGUUUGCGGGGCUGGUGGGAGCAUCGCAGGUACUCGGACUGGUGUCUGUUGUUUUGACCGGCGUGUGGAUGGGUCACUACAGAGGUGGCUUUGCCUGGGAUGGUUCAGGUCAGGAGUUCAACCUGCACCCUCUUUGCAUGGUGCUGGGCCUAAUCUUCCUGCAUGGUGAUGGUGGGUCCACACAAAGUCUGCAUCACUGUUGGUCAUCUGACAUGUCCAUUAUUAGUUUUUUAUAUUACCUUUUCUACUUUAAAUGUACUGUAAAUGUGAUUUAUUUUUGUAGGCUUGUCAUCUGUAUUUUUGCUUUUCUUCUUAGGUCAACCUACUCUCAGUUCGCCCCAGAGGGGAUCCUAGCUAACAUCUUGGGGAUCCUGCUGGUGUCCUAUGGAGUUGCUCUGGUUUACUUGAUAACCAAGGAUGAGUACAGACGCCCCCCAAACCCAGAAGAAGAGGCGCUGUCUGUCCACUUUAAGAACCUGACUGAGGGUGGGGAACCAACAAGCCCCUGAAGCUGUGACUCCAGGAGCUGCCAUAUAAUGAAAGGCAGAUAUUGACAAUAGCUUUAAUUUAUGUGAAGUGUGAAAUGAUGGACCUGUAACGGUUCCCUCUUCUGCAAACAAACCUUUUUUUCUCCCCACUGCUCUCCUAGCUAUCUUCCCUUACCUAAAAUAUUUAUCUAAGUCAAAGUAAUACAGUAAACAAAAUAUUUUUUUAAUAUUUUGAUGUAUUAGUAGAUUAACCAAAUCACAUUUAUAUAAUCUCUUAAAAGAGCUGAAGGAAAUUUGAUUCCAAUUUGAUUUUCACUAAUUUCUACAUAAAAUCAUAUGAGCUCUAAUAACUCUGCCGUCCAGACCUUCAUCUGACCUGAAUGUCAGUGAAUUAAUUGGAUCACCAAACAUAAAGCUUGAACAUGUAUUAUUUUUCACGCUACAAUAAGUAUUUCUUUAUGACAAUUGGAAAGAGAAAUAUUUAAAAUAAUGUGAAAACUUCUCUUUCUAUGGUGACUUAAAGUGUUAUAGAGAUCUAAGCUUGCCAAGUGCAGUUUUUAAACCAUGUUGAUUGUUCUUUCAGUUUCCACUUAUUUCUGGCCCUGAUGACUGCAUUCCAGAGAGAAGUCUUAAAAUUCUGUCAUUUAUUUUACUCAGUAGAUGUGUUUUUUUCAAAUGUAUCACACCAGGGCUAAACUGAUUUAUAUUACUGUUUUAUGUUUUUGAAGCUGAGUGUAACAAUGCCAAAUUUCUAUUGCUGAAUGUUCUGCUUUAUAUUAACCGUUAAAAAAGUAAGUCUCACUGAAAUAAAAUGUGUUUGAAAUGGCUUUACGAAACAUCUGUAAGUUUUAUUCCCUGUUUAGAAUAAUGCCCAUGCAGAAUUGCA